AUGGCCAGCCUGGACGCCCGAAAGGAGUCUGAACAGCGGAAAUGGUCUGACCCUUUCGUAUUAGAUCUAGCUGGAACGAUCGGUGAAAUUGAAUCAGACGACUAUGGGGCGAAUCGAAAAUUUAGUAUUGGUUAUUCGAUCCGUCCUGCAAAAGGCCAGUAUUCAAGAACGAAGGUAAUCACGCUGACGCCACGAUUUAUGCUCAUCAAUGCUAUGAGCAGUGCUAUUGAGGUGUGCCAUUCUUCAUCCAAAAUGAUGACCCCGGCUGUGAUUAAUAUGGCCAACACGAGUGGAUCAGUGGCAAACUCACGAACAACGUCUCCAGUCAAUCCCGUGGUUCAGCUUGAUGCCGGGGCAUAUGCCGAUUUUCAUUGGACUCUUCGAUUCGCUAAGACACGCACGAUACGUUGCCGUUUUGCAGAGUUUGGGUGGUCGUGGAGUGGUGCCGUGCCUUUGGUCGAGUCUGGCGAGUAUGCUGUACGUAUGCGUCAUGAAUCUACGCGGGAAAGUAAGCUUGUGCGUGUGACCCUGAAGCUAGACUCGUCGUGUGUAUGCGUGUAUUUUCGAGAAGAACGAACGACUGCACCACCCUAUCGUGUGGAAAAUUACUCGUUAGAAACGCUUCGAACACACCAACAUCGCGUGCGCCGCAGCGAGAUUUUAUUACCACAUCACUCCCUAGACUACGCGUGGGAUGAGCCCACAGAGGAACACUUGCUUGUCGUGGACAUGCUCCCGUCGGCGGCUGGUGACAAUAGCCGUCCGAUGCGCAUUGGAAGUUUCGAUCUGGACAAAAUUCAACGGUACCCCGAUGCGCUCGGCGGUACAUUGGGCAUUGAAAUAUCUACAGACGGCCCUACUCGCGUGCUACGUUUCACUGACACGCGAUUACGUGGAAAAAAACUGCGCCAGUCAAUUCUCAAGCUGCUAAUGACUUGGCAGCGAUGA
Molecule: messenger RNA, 948 nt
Organism: Peronospora farinosa
Lineage: Eukaryota; Oomycota; Peronosporomycetes; Peronosporales; Peronosporaceae
Source: the annotation of a GenBank genome assembly